This is a messenger RNA of Solea solea (common sole), 4800 nucleotides long. It is a transcript of the gene sh3pxd2b, whose product is annotated as SH3 and PX domains 2B. Bases 492 to 3314 code for a protein of 940 amino acids. Gene Ontology annotation, molecular function: superoxide-generating NADPH oxidase activator activity; phosphatidylinositol binding; protein binding. The transcript is spliced from 15 exons. NCBI's taxonomy places the organism in Eukaryota, Metazoa, Chordata, Actinopteri, Pleuronectiformes, Soleidae. The record is from RefSeq and is a predicted model, not a curated record. Gene Ontology annotation, biological process: superoxide anion generation.
UACAGCUUUAAGUGAUCAGAUGCUCGCGCAGUCUGUGGUUCGCUGUGACGCUGCAGGGGCUGGUCCACGGACCGUAAUGGUCGUCCCAGUCUGCUGUAAUGUAAUGGGAGUGGGCGAGCUGGGAUAGGCUGGGAGUGUGGUCGGUGUGGAGCCGUCAGCGGGACAAGGCUCAGGCACAGACGACGAAGAAGAAGAAGAAGAAGAAGAAGGGGAAACUGUGAACUUCUGGCCUCCUGCAUGCUGGGCUGGACAUUUGACGGGGGUUUGAAUAAAAGAGAAGAAAAGCAUUUGUUGCAUUCGAGGGUCUCGUUGUGUGUCUGAGCGGCGCGGAUGAUACAAAGACGCGCAGCCGAGCAAACUUUCUCUGCCAGGUUUGAUCGCUCCUGAAAAAACAAGAGAGAAGGAAGAAGAAGAAGAAGAAGAAGGAAAAACACCCACCGGGAAAUCAAGUUUCUCUCUUCUAACCGCGGGGACCUGAAGGAGAGGACGUCAUGCCACGGCGCACAGUGCUAGAAGUAACAGUGCAGGAUGUCCAGAAGCGAAGGACUCCCAACAAACACUAUGUUUACAUCAUCAAAGUGUCCUGGAGCGAUGGCAGCACAGAAAUCAUUUACAGACGCUACAGCAAGUUCUUUGACCUCCAGAUGGAAUUGCUGGAUAAAUUCCCAGUGGAGGGAGGCCAGAAAGACCCCAAGCGCAGGAUCAUUCCUUUCCUUCCAGGGAAAAUCCUGUUCAGGAGGAGCCAUAUCAGAGACGUGGCCAUGAAAAGACUAAGGCCCAUCAACGAGUACUGCAGGGCCCUCAUUCAACUCCCAGUCUACAUCUCCCAGUGUGAAGAGGUCCGAGUUUUCUUCGAGACCAGACCCGAGGAUCUCAAUCCGCCCAAGGAGGAACCCAUUGGAAAGAAGAAAUCAGGCUUUGUGGAGAGAGCGACCACUUUCCUUAAGCGAGGAGAUUCCAGCUCGGUAGAUCCUCUCCUUCUCGACCAGUAUGUGGCAGUAACAGACUAUGAAAAGCAGGAGAGCUCUGAAAUCAGCCUGCACGUGGGCCAAGUGGUGGAGGUCAUCGAGAAAAACGAGUCUGGGUGGUGGUUCGUGAGCUCAGACGACGCCCAGGGCUGGGUUCCUGCCACCUGCCUCGAGGCUCAGGAUGACCCUGACGACUUCAGUCUUCCAGGGGAAGAAGUGCCUCGGAGAUUCUGGUCACUGCCACGGCACGUGGGUCGCCGCAGAACUUUAGGGGAUCUGUUCAGCACAGGCUUUGGGCAAGAAGAGAAGUAUUCGGUGAUUUAUCCGUACGCGGCCAGGGACGAGGACGAGAUUGACCUGGAGAAAGGCAUGAUUGUCGAGGUGAUCCAGAAGAAUCUGGAGGGAUGGUGGAAGAUCAGGUACCAGGGCCGUGAGGGCUGGGCCCCCGCCUCCUACCUGAAGAAAGCAGACAUCCAGAGCCAGAAGCAGUCAGCUGGAGCUUCCGCCUUCGCCAGCGCCAACGACCUCGACGGGUUCUCCAAACAGAACCAGCAGAACAACGCGGCGAGAGAGAACCGGGACAACAGCCAGAAGGAAAACAGGCUCUCGCUUUUCUCAGACGGCAACAAAAGCAUGGGAUCACGACACAGACCUCCUCCACGCAGAGAUCUUACCAUUCCACGUGGUGCAAACCUACCCAAGCCGCCCGUCCCCCCGCUGGUUGAGGAAGAGUUCUACACCAUCGCUGAUUUCCAGACAACCAUACCCGACGGUAUUAGCUUCCAGGCUGGAUUUAAAGUCGAGGUGAUUGAUAAGAAUUCCAGUGGGUGGUGGUACAUCCAGAUAGACGACAAAGAGGGCUGGGCCCCCGCCACCUUUAUCGACAAGUACAAGAAGACCAGCAACGCCGUGAGACCUAAUUUCCUCGCGCCUCUGCCCAACGAGAUGGAGAAGCUGAGACUGGAAGACGGCAGUUUUUCGAGUGGCUCCAGCACGGACGACAACUGGUCCAAGCCUUUGCCGGAUGAGCCGACCACAGCCGCCGAGUCCCGGCCUAAGCUGAGAGACUGGAAAACUAGUGCCAACAAGGGAGGCGCCACCUUCUCCGGGCCUCUGCCUCCAGCCCCAGCCGCCCCUCCAGCCGAAGAGAAGCCAGCUCUGCCACCGCGAAGGGAGUCCAUCAAUAAGAGCUUUGAAUUGGAGGUAGCCGAAAAACCAAGGUCUGAUCUUUCCAAACCGUUGCCUCCCAAACCCCCGGCUCCUGGGGUCAUCAUGCCUCUGGUUACACCCAAGCCGCCGCCGCCCUUCAAACCGGAGAAGACACCAGAGACAAAGAAAGAAGACAAGAACAAACCUCUUCAUCUUCGGAACGAGAUGGGCCUCGAGUGUGGGCACAAGAUUUCUGCCAAAGAGGUGAAGAAGUUCAAUUUGAAACCUGUGCCUAAGCAGCCGCCGAAACCCAAACCAGAGACGCAGGAGGAGAAACCAGAGGUGCCCGGGCCCUCAGUGUUCAUGAAGCCCAAGCCAGUAAUCCGGCCAAAACCUGUUCCCGCCGCCAAGCCGGAUCCACCGGCCGAGAACAAGCUCGACAUCACCAACCUGAGGAGCAAACUGAGGCCACCGAAGCCUGCGGACCUCAGCUCCGCGUCAGUGGAGGUCAACCAUCAGAACGGCACCUCAGCAGUUAACAGUUCCCACCCCAGCUCACCCACGAGCUCCCCCCCCACCCACAUCCCGACUCUCAACAACUCUAAGUACUCUGAAGAGCCCAAACUGCCCUCGAGACAUGUUAACGGUCAUAACCAGGAUUGCUCUCCGCCCCCGGGAAAACCAGCGGUUCCUCCGCAUAAGGAAGCCCCCCCCCAGAGACCUCCCGCCAUGGCUCCAAGGAGACCCCCUCCUCCAAAGAAGACUGACCCGUGCAGUCCACCUGAUCUCAAACUUCCAUCCACUCCAAAGGUAAACCAGGAUAUGCCCAAGGCGCCGCCCCCGCAGCUCAGCAGGCCGCCUCCCCCUAAACCCAAAGGCUUCGUCCAGACGCCCGCGAACAAAGAGAAAGAAGAAUCCAAGGUCAACAAAGUCCCGAUUCCUCCCAAGCCCCAAAUGAAGAGCGAGAAGCCGAGCCCGCCCAAGGACAAGCUCCCGCCUCUGCUCAGGGAGCCCAGUAAGGACGAGCUGUAUUUAGCCGUGGCCGACUUUGAAGGGGACGAGCAGACGUCCGCCUUCAGAGUGGGCGCCGUGUUUGAGGUGCUGGAGAAAAACAGCAACGGCUGGUGGUUCUGUAAGAAUGUAGGAGAAGACGUGGAGGGCUGGAUCCCCUCCAACUACCUGAGCAAGAAACCUUAGUUCUCUCCCAACCAACCGCCGCCAUAUGAAUAAUAACAAUAAUAAUAAGGAUUUAGAUUUACUUUGUAGCUCAUAGGCAUUUUUUUUGUUGUUUUUUUUAUUUAUAGGUACCUUUUUUUAAUUUGUUUUUUUUAUAAAGGAUAUUGUACCUAAACUGAACCAGCAAUAACACGCGCUCUUAUGGGAGCGUGUGAUGUUUACUUGUUUUUUUUUUUUUUUUUUUAUAAACGUUACGUGAGAUAUUAUCUGCUUUUAUUGCCGUGUGUUUGUGGCGAAGUAAAGACGGUGGAUUCAUUCAUUCAUUCAUUCAUUCAUUCACGUUGUCUGCAGUAAGUACACGUCCAUGCCUUCUGUGAUACGGUGCCUCUAUAUUAUUAUUAUUAUUAUUAUUAUUAAUAUUAUUAUGAUGAUGAUGCCAAGUGCUUCAGUGCUUUAUAAACUGUAUGCAAAACAAACAAAACAAUCUUAGACAAAGACUGCACACACACACACACUUUCCAGGGGAAUCCAGUGGCUUUCUAAAGUGCUAAAACAGUUGGUAGCAGUAUAUGCCAAGUAGAAAUGCUGUUUGUUGUAAUAGAAAAACAUGCAAAUGUAACGCUUUUCCUUUUGAAUUCACGUGGCAGUGACUUUGUAACAACUGGGCCCUCCGUCGCGCUCCUGUCAGAUGAGUUUGCACACGCGUCAAUGUCACACUUUUUUUUUUAUACCAAAUAUAUAUCAAUGUGAGGACGAGGAUGAAACAACGUACAACAUAAAUAAAAAUAAUCAAGUGUGACUUUCUGUAGCAGGAGAUAUCAGGGGGGAUCCACAGUAAAUUUGUGCAAUGAUAUACAGUAUUUUAAAUGUACAGUCUGGACAUUUUGGUGCUCGAGUAACAGCAAAGGAUGACCGUUGUAUAAAAAAAAAUGUUUUACAUGAAUUGCUUGACUGGUCUCAAGCAUGGUCAAAAUUAUUUUUAUUGUACAGUAAUAAUAAGAAGUCAUAUCGGAACGAUUGUGUCUCUUCUUCGAUCCAUCGAUCGUUAUAGGUCUGUAACUCUGUGCUGGUUUUCUGGGGGGUACUAACGGGAGAAAGAGCCAACAAAGGGAAUUUGGUUACAUGUGAUAAAUGUGUUACAGUGAAGAAAAAGUGUUAAAAAAGAUGAUUUGGGACAAAUUCAGACAAGGCUACACGCUGUAACAAUCGUGUUCUGCUUCUAGUUGCUUUAAUCGCCAAACACCACCUCCCGUUGCUUUUUUAAACGGACAUUUGUUGCCAAAAUAAAAGUUUGAAUACACCUAAAAUUGUAUUAUUACGGUAUCAUUUACGUUGACUAAAGGGCAGAGAGGUACAGUACAGCACAAAGCAGAUUUGUGGGAUGGUCGAUGGCGUCAUUGUUGUAACCUUUAUUUACUUUGUUCCUGUCUGUGUUCUGUAUUUUCAUUACAGUGAGUGAGUCCUUCUUUCUCUCAAGUCAAUAAAGUCUCAAGAUUUUUCAGUUCAA